This is a messenger RNA of Rana temporaria (common frog), 4265 nucleotides long. RefSeq lists its product as uncharacterized. The record is from RefSeq and is a predicted model, not a curated record. Lineage: Eukaryota; Metazoa; Chordata; Amphibia; Anura; Ranidae.
GGAACGUCAUUGCAGAAUGGAUGAAGAAAGUAUUUCUGGAGAUGAGAUGGAAAUAAUUAAGGGGGGCCCCGAACUGCAGACCCCCAAGAGCUGCACUGAGGUCCUGGAUUCUAACCAAGGCGCCGCUGAUCCCCUGCUGAAGGAGGAAGAGCUGUGUGAGGCCGUCCCCGUCGGGACCCCCCCACAUUUCAGCACCCCUCUAACCAAUAAAGGUGGAUCUGCUUCUAGAGUUGUACUGGAAUACAAAAGCUUCUACAAUGUGGAGUGCGAGAAGAUUAUCCACCAGCUGCGGCAGAACUGGAGCACCAGCAAACGCAAACUCGAGGAAUUGGACAUCUCCACCAUUGAAGCCGAGCCACCCCCCUUCUACCGGACCCCAAGUUCUGUGCUGCAGGCUUCAACGUAUAGAGCCAAGAGGAGGAGGAGGAUUGAUGGUCCAGAUCUUUCUGAAACAACCAAGCUCAAAUUCUCCUUUGCACAAUGCAAACCCAAUCCUGUCUGUCAAAUCCUGGAAGGGUCGGUAGAUUGGUUGCCCAGAUUGUCAUCUGAUGGAAAAUCUGCAACUCCCAAACGUAAACUCUUUCAGUUAGAUGGUAAAACGAGGCAUUCGGAAUGUAAUCAUGCAUUCAUAAGAAGGGGUGGAAGAUCUUCAGCAGGCGGUGAUCGAAGAACCAUUGGAUGGCCUAGAACCGGCAGCACCAAGCCACGUCCUGCACAGGGUGAGGCAGAUAAUAAACCUGACCUGGAAUCACUAGGGGGUUCCAUCCAACCUCUGGAGUUCAGAAGUUUCUUUUUUGCAGAGUGUGAGGCCAUUUGCAAUCGGCUAAAACAUUGUAGUAGCAAAAGGAUAUUGGAUGUGUCCACCAUUGACGCUGAACCUCCACCAAGCCUGUCUUCGAGUUUCACCUUUUUAUCAGAACAGGACAGCAGCCACGCCAAGGCAAAUUCCUAUAUGGGUUUGAGUCAACUGGAUCUGGGGAAGAUGAACUUAAAUGGAACUGCCAAAUGGGGAAGCUUCUGUCUACAGAAGAACUCAAACAGCAAUGCAACUGGCCCAAGGAAGGGGGCUGUUGUCAACACCACCAAAGACAUGGGGAACAUGCAUGGUGUAGGGUCUGUAGCAAAUAUCACCCAAGACAUUGUGACUGGGUGUGAUGAGGAGAAAAUUGCAGAUGCCACCCAGGACAUUGUGACUAUGUACAAUGGGGUAUCAGCAGCGGAUGCCCCCCAGGACAUUGUGACCAAUCGUGAUGGAAUGAAAGCACCAGGUGCCACCCAGGACAUUGUGACCAUGUGCAUUGGGGUAUCGGCAGCAGAUGCCAGCCAGGACAUUGUGACCAAUUGUGAUGAGGCCUGUGUGUUGAAGGCUACUUUUAACAUGACGACAACACCUGAUAAAGUGUCCGGUGCCAAUACCACUCAAGAUAUUGUGAAGGAAGAUGGCAAUUUUGUAGCGGAUGUCACCCAGGACAUAGAAAUGGAGCACGAUUUUUCUGUAGCAAAUGCCACACAAGAGAUCAUGCCAAUGUGUGAUGAGAAGGGUUCAAAUGUCCCGCCAAACAUUGCAAUGUGCGGUGUGGAUGGUAAGGGCAACCCUGCAGAAAUGGGUGCCCAUGUAUUAAAGACUAAUAAUGUUGUGACUGUGCAUGACGAUGUAGCUAACCCCAAAAUUGUGACCCUCUGUAACCGGGAUCCUGCACCUGGCCGCACGUUAAACACUAUGACAACUCUUUCCUUGCAGGACUUUAAAACAAAACUCACAAAGGCAACUCAUGAAAGUACUACACGUAAAGUAAGUAAAAUGCAUUGGGUGGUAUCUGCAGAAGAUUCAACAAGACCUAAAACUGAAACCUGUGCUGAGGUUCCCGUAUCAGAAACUGCGCAGGAUAUGGAGACAAUUCAAGACCAAGCUCCUGGAGCAGAGGGAGAACAGGGCAGAGUAUGCAAUGUGCCAGUUGCUCAAAGGCGUAUUUUAAUGGCAGGUGAUACGAAUAUCCCAGAGAGAGCACAUGGUGCAAUAAAUAGGGGAAAUGGUAUUAAUAAUACGACUUUUCUAUGUAUACAGAGGAAGUCUGAUCAGAAUGGUGUAACCAUUGGCUAUUCGGGAGAUAUUGCACAUAUCUGCAAGGAAUCCCUUCCAGCAUCCUAUACUUCGCCUUUAUCGACCAUGAAUAGUACGGUUACCAUCAGCAACUCAUGCCAAGUUCAUACUGAAAGGUCAACCACUACCAUCAUCGACUCAAGCCAAGUUCAUUCUGAAGGGUCAACCACUACCAUCGACUCAAGCCAAGUUCAUUCUGAAGGGUCAACCACUACCAUCGACUCAAGCCAAGUUCAUUCUGAAGGGUCAACCACUACCAUCGACUCAAGCCAAGUUCAUUCUGAAGGGUCAACCACUACCAUCGACUCAAGCCAAGUUCAUUCUGAAGGGUCAACCACUACCAUCGACUCAAGCCAAGUUCAUUCUGAAGGGUCAACCACUACCAUCGACUCAAGCCAAGUUCAUUCUGAAGGGUCAACCACUACCAUCGACUCAAGCCAAGUUCAUUCUGAAGGGUCAACCACUACCAUCGACUCGAGCCAAGUUCAUUCUGAAGGCCCAACUGCUACCAUCAGUGACUCAUACCAAGUUAAUACUGAAGGGUCAACCACCACCAUAAGCUACUCAAGCCAAGUUCAUACUGAAGGGUCAACCACUACCAUCAACGACUCGAGCCAAGUUCAUUGUGAAGGCCCAACCGCUACCAUCAGUGACUCAGGCCAAGUUCAAUCUGAAGGCCCAACCACCACCAUAAGCUACUCAAGCCAAGUUCAUACUGAAGGGUCAACUGCUACCAUCAAUGACUCAAGCCAAAUUCAAGCUGAAGGGUCAAAGACCAUUGCCAUGAGUACACCAUCUACCUUUAAGGAGCAGGACACUACAAGGAAUGUUGUAAUAAACAUGGAGGUGUGUAGCAACAUUACAACAUGCAAUGCCAUAGCUACCUCCAUUGCAGAAGACGCUGCAUUCAUUACCCAGGAACUAGAAUCCAAUACAACACCAUCCAAUACUGAAGUAAUUGUGGCAAAUUGUACUCUGCUGGGUGGUGUCCCUCAGGUUGCUCAACCAAAGAACGACAGUAGAGGUAUAAGAGAGAUGUCUCUGGGUGGAGGGAAUCCAAUGGACUCCAUAUGUGAUCUAGACAUUACCUACAUUGCCAAUGAGGAAAGUGUCUUCCAUAAAGGAUCCUUUAACUUUAUUACGUCUACACCACUUCUUCCAUUCAUGAAUAGUAAUGUUUUUAUUAAGAAGUCUAGUGGUAAGUCCAUACAACCCAAUCCUAAGCUCUUUCCUAAUAAAGAUCAGAGAGAGCAGAAACAGAUGGCCAUUCCCAAACUGGCCAGUUCAAGACUGCCAACGAGGGGGAACUUCACCCAGAUAAGAGGGCAACUCUCCCAAGAUUUUCCAACUCCUGGGCCUAUUAAAAGCUCUCUUCCAAAGGCAGCCAAAACCUCAUUAAGGGUCCCUAAACCUGCGACCGGCAUCUCCACCCUGCGAUACCCAGCGGUCUCCACCACAGUUAUAAGGACACCACAAGUGACCAGAUCAGUGACUUCAGAGAAAGUUCAGGUGGGACUGAACACAACAAAUAGAAUCCCCACUGGUUUGCCGAGGAGGAAUGUUGGGAUCGCCCAGAAUGGUGCAGCAAAUAGAAUUCCACAUCCGAAGGGUUUGGAAAAUGGCCCCAGAGCUGGAAAAGGUCCUGGCAUCAAGGGUGGAUUUGACGCAGACCGGCCUUCCUUUGUGAGACCCCCAGAUCAGAUCGGUACCCUGGCCAAUAGGAUCCAUACAGAAAAAAUACCCAACGUGAUUCCUGGUCCUCCAAGUGCUGCGCGUGGCGGCAAAGCUUCCUUCUUGCCUACCCUCCAGCCUGCUGGGCCUAGAACGUUGGGUUCUGUAAGGCCGGACCUCACUUUUAUCUGCAACCCCCAGCUUGCUGGAUCCCUGACCACUUCCAGAAUAAGGCCGUGUUCCUCAGCCUUACCGGUGAGAAGAAAAAUGCAAGCGGCUCCCGUCCUCCACAGCACCCGGGGCCCGCAGUGAGGAAUCCCCUCCCCCCGCUCCACAUUUUACCAUCUGAUCCAGAAAACGUUCCUCCAAAGAACUGCCGAUCGCCUCCUUGUAAUGUGACCUUCCAAUAGACGGUUCCCGGCUCCACCAGACUCCAUGUCGGAUGUUCUAAUAAUAUUUCCAGUUUGUUGUCAUUUUAAUGUGAAAUUAUAGA